AUGCCAGCUGAUGACGAUGCUCGUACCUCGAACGGGACGUCGAGGCCUAGCCAUAAUGGUGCUUCCACUGCUGAAACCACGACAUCCUCGGCUAACGGCAUAUACAAAGCGGCGAUAGCGACAAAUGGCUCUUCAGCUGCCUCUCGUUUGGCCUCCUCCUCAUACCAUGGCCAUGACAAGGAGGAGGUCACUCGCAUCCUCAUACAGACCUUGGCGGACAUGGGAUAUCAGUCCGCUGCCGAGUCUUUGAGUCACGACAGCGGCUUUCAGCUUGAGAGCAAAACUGUUGGAAGCUUUCGAACUGCUAUCAUUGAUGGGGUGUGGGAUGUGGCCGAAGAACUACUCUCUGGGGCUGCUGCCUCCGGUGACAGGGGCCAGCAGGGCAAUGGUUUGGUUCUUGCUUCAGGAUCCAACCCAAGCCUCAUGCGAUUUUGGAUACGACAACAGAAGUUUUUGGAGUUACUGGAAAGCAAGCACAUUAGUCAAGCUCUUGUGGUUCUGAGGACGGAGCUUACGCCAUUAUACCAGGACACUCAGAAGCUCCACAUGUUGUCUAGUCUACUCAUGUGCACCUCGACCGAAGAUCUGCGGUCGAAAUCCGGCUGGGACGGCUCACGGGGGAAUUCAAGACGUGAGCUGCUUUCAGAACUAUCCAUUAUGAUUUGGGAAGUCCCCUCUUUCAACGUUGUCCGGACACUAGGGGACCAUGUCGAUGGCUGCGCGAAUCUGGCAUGGAGUCCGGAUGACUCCAUGAUAGUAACAUGCGGUCGCGAUAAGCAUGCACGGCUGUGGGAUACCAAGUCCGGCCACCUCCUAAAGAAGAUUGGCCGCCUCGCAGAGCCUGUCAGCGGGUGCGUCUGGGCGCCGGACGGCCAAAGCUUCGUGGUCAGUUCACUGGACAAGGAGCACAGUAUACAGUCCUGGAGCGUAGACGGAGAGCUCAUAUGCGACUGGGCAAAGAAGCACAGGGUCCAAGAUGUCUGUGGAUCCGCCGACGGCCACUGGCUUGUCGCCGUAGACGACUCGCAGUCGAUUCAUAUCUACAACGCUGUGACGCGAAAGCUUGAAUGCACUAUGAAGCUCGAUUCUAGGCCAACCUCGGUUAGCAUCAGUGUGGAUUCGAGGCAUCUGCUGGUCAACAAACAAAACGACGAGGCGCAGCUGAUCGAUCUGAUCGCUCGGAAACCUGUACAGAAAUUCAUCGGACACACAGGCGGCGCCUGUUUGAUUCGGAGUGCUUUUGGCGGUGCGAACGAGAGUUUCGUCGUCAGCGGCAGCGAAGACGGCAGCAUACUUAUCUGGCACAAGAACAGCGGAGUGGCCGUGGAAAGGCUGCAGGGCCACUCUCCUCGGACAAAUGCUGUUGUGUGGAAUCCGACAGAUCCGUGCAUGAUUGCGUCCUGUGGUGACGAAGGCGUUAUAAAGAUGUGA
Messenger RNA from Verticillium nonalfalfae, 1431 nucleotides. It is a transcript of the gene WDR26, whose product is annotated as WD repeat-containing protein 26. Gene Ontology annotation, cellular component: GID complex. Gene Ontology annotation, molecular function: protein binding. Lineage: Eukaryota; Fungi; Ascomycota; Sordariomycetes; Glomerellales; Plectosphaerellaceae. The transcript is spliced from 4 exons. Bases 1 to 1431 code for a protein of 476 amino acids. Gene Ontology annotation, biological process: proteasome-mediated ubiquitin-dependent protein catabolic process. The record is from RefSeq and is a predicted model, not a curated record.